Molecule: messenger RNA, 744 nt
Organism: Guillardia theta CCMP2712
Lineage: Eukaryota; Cryptophyceae; Pyrenomonadales; Geminigeraceae
Exons: 2
Coding region: 1-744 (247 amino acids)
Source: RefSeq, a predicted model, not a curated record
AUGCUCUCCACCGUCAAGGUAAAAUCAAGAAAGAAGAGCGACAGCGGGGCGCUGCAGGAAGUGUCGUUGGAUCCGGCACUCAUUCAGUCCUUGAUCCACCUGAGCCAGCAAGAAGCCGCGGAUCAACUGGGCAUCUCACUGUCAAGCCUCAAAUCCGCGUGCCGAAAACUUGGGAUCUUCCGAUGGCCUUACUCUCGAGGAAGGAAGUCUCAGAAUGACACGGGGACAGACGACCUUGAACCUGAUGCGCAGCAGCUGGGCAGUGCUUCUGCCGGCUUCAUCGACGAAGCGUCAAGCAGGGGGCACGGGGGAGGGCCAGUUACGCUGGCCCAACCUACAGAGUCUGAUCCGCAGGAUAAGGACGAUUGGCACAACUCGAGCAUUGGCCUUGGAAUUGAUAUGGAUCGGCUGCUAAUACCAAGCGAGGGCCCGCAAGGAGCCUUCUUUGAUGGCCAACCAUCUGAGACUGCUUCAUCCAACAGGCGUGAUCAGAACAGCACACGCACACCAGCGAGCAAUGACGUCAGCAAGGUGCAGCCCGUUGGCAUACAUUUACCCUUGGCCGAUGCACCCACCGGCACGUCAGGAGGAAACGAAAUGCUCAGCCUAGGGGCAAGAGCGCAGGGGGCAACUGAGCCGAGCAUCGAUCAGGGUUGGCUGGAUUGGUUCAUCACUUGCGAGGAUGAUGAUCUUUCCGUCGAUCGGUCACUGGGCCCAUGCAGCAAGUUUCCUGAGUCCCCGUGA